ACACCAUUAUUACAAAGAUACUUCGACAAAAUAGUGAGCAAGUAUUGCCAAUUUGGGUCAACCUGGGUAGAUGUUCAUGCCGGCAAUGAAAGAUGAAAUAACAGGGUUAUGAGUGUGCUAUAACAUCCUACAGAGUUAACAUCCUUUCAUAAAGGGGAAAUAAUACUUGACAAACUUGCUACAGUGCUUUGAGAAGGAAACAAACAUUACUGAUGAAGGACCACCAGUUGAUGUCGUACUUUGAGAUUUCAACAAAGCAUUUGAUAAGUACCACGCUGAGUAUUGUUAUCCCGAUAGUUCUUUCGUCUCAGUCCGUGUGUAUUCCUGGGCGAAUGUGCUCGUGUGGUCUCAGGAGUUGCGGAGGUCACGGCUCUGGGACAGCCGUUUCAUCGCCCUAUGCUGCAGAACCUGCCCCGGAAGAGAGAGCCCAGAGAAUUGCCAAAGCUGUCCGCAAACAGUCAAUAGAAGUGAAGGAAAAUUGGGAACAACUGAAAAUCCGUGCGAGCAACUGGCAGAAACAGGUGGAAAAGGCGUUGGAGAAACUUCAAGAACUGCUGAAAGCUCUGGAUGAUCUUGAGGCUCAUGUGAUAACAGCUGAGGGGGUCCACACUGAUUGGCAACCUGUGAGUGACCUGCUUAUUGACUCAUUGCAGGAUCACAUUGAUAAAACCACAGGUAAGGACUAUCUUCAAAAUCUGAGAUUGGGUUUUGAAAGACAGCAGCCUUUGUUUUGGAGAGAUAAUGGGAACUGCAGAUGCUGGAGAAUGCGAGAUAACAACGUGUGGAGCUGGAUGAAGACAGCAGGCCAAUCAGCAUCUUAGGAGCACAAAAGCUGACGUUUCGGGCCGAGAACCACCUUCAGAAAAUGGGGAGGGGGUGCGGGUUCUGAAAUAAAUACGGAGAGAGGGGGAGGCGGAUGGAAGAUGGAUGGAGGAGAAGAUAGGUGGAGAGGAGAGUAUGGGUACGGAGGCAGGGAGGG
Stegostoma tigrinum is the source of this 979-nucleotide messenger RNA. Its product is annotated as utrophin-like. The coding region runs from base 213 to 821 and encodes 202 amino acids. Gene Ontology annotation, cellular component: plasma membrane. The transcript is spliced from 4 exons. Lineage: Eukaryota; Metazoa; Chordata; Chondrichthyes; Orectolobiformes; Stegostomatidae. Gene Ontology annotation, biological process: synaptic signaling. The record is from RefSeq and is a predicted model, not a curated record.